GGGGGCCGAGAAAUAUGACGGGGACACUAGGUAGCAGCAGGCCGUGAGUCCGUAUGGGUCUGUAUAUAUCGCAGGUGCAUGGCAGAAUAUGCAUGUUCGUGCUACCAUACCCCAUUGCGCCCCUUGCCUCCCCUCCCGCUCACCCGCCUUGCUGGAAGAGAUUACGCCAUUAAGCGAGCGGACAAGGCCAUCGACAGAACGACACCAAAGACUACAAAGGUGCUCUUGCAGCCUGCCGUCUUCCAUUCAUGUCCUUGCCUCGGCAGCGUUCUCUCCGCCAACAGCUUCCGAGUACCUACACGCCUGCCUCCCUCCGCGUGGGCUUGUCAACCUACCCUGGACGGCCGAUACUCUCCUUGGGCCCCCCAUUUUCCCAAUCGCGCGCCCUCACAUCACGCCAUGGCCGACACAAGACCGGCCUCUUCGGCGGCGUCGUCCGUCACGGCAACCGAAGCUGGGGUGGACAGCGAGUCCCUCCGCCGCAAGGAGAUGAUGCUUUCAAACUGGGAGCUCGUGACUGACCCAGCUGGCGUCAACUCCCUGGUCCUGAACCACACAUACCAGGGCCGCGGCACCGAGGAAUCGCCUUUUAUCGUUGACUUCCUGCCCGACGAUCCGCACAACGCCAAGAACUAUCCCCGCUGGAAGAAGUGGUGCUUCACCAUGCUCCAGGCCUUUGCCUGCUUGGCCGUCGCCUUUGCGAGCUCCGCCUACUCGGGCGGCGUGGUCGACCUCAUCCGCGAGUUCCACGUCACACCCGAGGUCACCAUCCUCGGCAUCUCGCUGUUCGUUGUUGGCUUCGCCGUCGGCCCUCUGCUCUGGGCGCCGCUGUCUGAGUUCUAUGGCAGGCAGAUCCUGUUCUUCUUCACCUACUUCGCCCUGACUGCCUUCAACUGCGGGGCUGUGGCGGCGCCCAGCAUGACGGGCCUGAUCGUCCUCCGCUUCUUCGCCGGCGUCUUUGGGUCGUCGCCCCUGACCAACUCUGGCGGUGUCCUCGCCGACAUGUUCGAGGCCGACGAGCGCGGUCUCGCGACGGCCAUAUUUGCCGCGGCUCCGUUCCUGGGGCCCUCGAUAGGACCCAUCGCCGGCGGAUUCCUGGCUCAGGCCGCCGGCUGGCGCUGGGUGGCGGGCCUGAUGGCGGCCUUCACCGGCAUCCUCUGGAUCGCCGUCUCGCUGUGGGUGCCCGAGACUUAUGCGCCGGUGCUGUUGCGCAAGCGGGCCGACAAGCUCACCAAGCUGACCGGCAAUGUGUACGUCUCGCGCAUGGACUCCCUCCAGCCCAAGCAGACCAUGAUGGCCAGGUUCAAGGUGUCCCUGUCGCGCCCGUGGGUUCUGCUGUUCCGCGAGCCCAUCGUCCUUCUGACCACCAUCUACAUGGCCGUCGUGUACGGAACCAUGUACAUGAUGUUCCCGGCCUUCCCCAUCGUCUUCCAGCAGGGCCGCGGGUGGAGCGUGGGCGUGGGCGGCCUGGCCUUCAUCGGCAUCACCGUCGGCAUGUCCUUCUCUGUCGUCUACGCCAUCUUUGAUAACCGGCGCUAUGCCAGGCUCGUCAAGGAGUGCGACGGCGACGUGCCCCCAGAGGCCCGUCUGCCGCCCGCCAUCAUCGGCUCGGCCCUGCUGCCCAUCGGGCUGUUCUGGUUCGCCUGGACCAACGGCCCCGAGGUGCACUUCAUCGUCCCCAUCAUCGGGUCGGGCGUGUUCGCCGCGGGCCUUGUGCUGGUGUUCCUGUCGCUACUUAACUAUCUGAUCGACUCGUAUGUCGUCUUCGCGGCAUCUGUACUUGCCGCCAACAGCGUUUUGCGCUCGCUCUUUGGCGCCGCCUUCCCUCUGUUCACAUCACAAAUGUACAAAAGCCUGGGCAUCCACUGGGCCAGCUCCGUGCCGGCCUUCCUGGCCCUGGCCUGCCUGCCGUUCCCUUUCCUGUUCUGGAAGUACGGCGCGUCCAUCCGGACCAAGUGCAAGUACGCAGCCGAGGCGGCCGAGGUGCUGAGGAGGAUGCGGGCUAGCAACGAGAUUGUCAACGAGGACGAGGCCGUCGAGGAGGCCGACGAGCUGGAGAGGCGGUGGACGCUUGAGCGGAGGCAGACGCGGAGGCAGUCUGAGGCGAGGCGGAAUUCACACGCUACCGAAGGCAGCCAUGCCCAGAUGCAGGUGAUGGAGCUGGAUGAGAAGGGGAAGAUGGUCAAGGAACAGUCUUGAUGCGUUGGCUGUGUUUUUUUCUAGCAGAGUUGGAUACCUAAUAGACAUGAAUUAGGUUUGACCUUGUCGCUUUGGCUAGUGCACGUUGGUUGGUAUCAUUCAGCGCACAUCAAUGCAUUUUCCAAUCAUAUUCGUGACUCGACGGCUACGUCGACCAAGCGUUGGCCUAAGC
Molecule: messenger RNA, 2371 nt
Organism: Gaeumannomyces tritici R3-111a-1
Lineage: Eukaryota; Fungi; Ascomycota; Sordariomycetes; Magnaporthales; Magnaporthaceae
Exons: 4
Coding region: 79-2199 (706 amino acids)
Biological process (GO): transmembrane transport
Molecular function (GO): transmembrane transporter activity
Source: RefSeq, a predicted model, not a curated record